AAAAUAACAAGUCCCCUAUUCUAGUUGGACAAGACGGUAGCGGUGGCCCACACCGCCGGCCCACCACCGAAAGCCACCGUGUCACACACACGUAUCUCAUUCUCAUCUCUCAACAGGUAUCUUUUCCCGAUUCCAUAAUUCCAAAUGGCAUUUUCCCCGUUUGAACCGGUGAACCUCUUUUCCAGAUCAUAAACAACUAAAUCCACAACCAUAAUCCCAUAACAACUUGUACCUCCCGCAUCAACACUUGGACAUUAAUCUGGAAAAUAGACAGUUUUGUAACGGAAAAGUCCGACCUUUGAAACGCGUAUCUAGAGACUUUUUUUUUUCCCUUUGCUUUAAAUGGCGAAAGCUGGAGAUAGCGGGAACAACAACAGCGUGUAGCUUCCGCCUUCUGCUUGCUUGCUUCCACUACUUUCUCUCUCUUUCUUUAGAUCUGCAGUUCAUUUUCUCAGCGUCAAGUCCAUAGAGCAUAGAGCAUCUUAGAUCACAACAAUGACUCCACCUAUUGAGGCUCAAACCAAACACACCGAGUAUCAUCACCAUUCACAUGCUCCUCUGAAUGAAAGAAUACUCUCAUCCUUAAGCAGAAGAUCAGUUGCUGCACACCCUUGGCAUGAUCUUGAAAUAGGUCCAGGAGCACCAACGAUAUUCAACUGUGUGAUUGAGAUUAGCAAGGGUAGCAAGGUAAAGUAUGAGCUUGACAAAAAAACAGGACUUAUCAAGGUGGAUCGUGUCCUAUACUCAUCAGUUGUGUACCCUCACAAUUACGGUUUUGUCCCUCGUACUCUUUGUGAAGACAAUGACCCUCUUGAUGUCUUGGUCAUCAUGCAGGAACCAAUUCUUCCAGGGUGUUUUCUUCGUGCAAAAGCAAUUGGUGUGAUGCCUAUGAUUGAUCAGGGAGAGAAAGAUGAUAAGAUAAUUGCAGUGUGUGCUGAUGAUCCUGAGUACAGACAUUAUAAUGACAUUAAGGAACUCCCACCACAUCGAUUGGCUGAGAUUCAUCGCUUUUUUGAAGACUACAAGAAGAAUGAGAACAAGGAGGUUGUGGUCAAUGAUUUCUUGCCAGCUGCUGAGGCUAUUGAGGUUGUCAAACAUUCCAUGGAUCUGUAUGCGGACUAUAUUGUGGAAAGCUUAAGGAGAUAAAGGAGAGAGGAUAUAAUGAUGAUGUCAUAUAUAAAGUCAAGUGUUACAAGUUCUAUAUUAUAUUUUUGGGCAAAAAUUGCACAUUUCCAUGUGUGCCUAUAAUAUGUUGUGUAAUCUAUAUUAUCCCAUCGACAAUGACGACUAUUAUGAAAAAAAUACUUAAGAAAAAUUACAUAUAUAUAUUCUAUUUUAUUUUUUUAUAUUUUUUUCCCAUUCAAUGUAUUGGCAAUGUGUAACAGUGUAAGGGAAGGAGUUUUUGUGCACUUUGAAAUUUGAUAUACUGUUUUUUGUUAAUUUGAUGGUGUAUAAAUUGAUUUUGUUCAGUGAAUACGAUGAUUCUUUUUAGAAA
Lactuca saligna is the source of this 1495-nucleotide messenger RNA. Lineage: Eukaryota; Viridiplantae; Streptophyta; Magnoliopsida; Asterales; Asteraceae. The record is from the annotation of a GenBank genome assembly.